Messenger RNA from Galeopterus variegatus (Sunda flying lemur), 1860 nucleotides. RefSeq names its product ankyrin repeat, family A (RFXANK-like), 2 (gene ANKRA2). Gene Ontology annotation, molecular function: protein binding. The transcript has 9 exons. Gene Ontology annotation, biological process: regulation of gene expression. Bases 490 to 1431 code for a protein of 313 amino acids. Lineage: Eukaryota; Metazoa; Chordata; Mammalia; Dermoptera; Cynocephalidae. The record is from RefSeq and is a predicted model, not a curated record. Gene Ontology annotation, cellular component: nucleus.
UAAAAAAAAAAAAAAAAAAGGAACGAAGAAAGAAACCCUGGAAGUCCUCUUGGCUGCGGCACGUUUUUUUUGCCAGAAGGUGAAAGAAGAAAUCGGAAGUGACGUCGUGGCGAAAACAAGCCCGGUCUUGGGGACCUGUGCUCAAUCUGUGACCACAAACGGGAAGGCCCGACUCGCUCUCUGCUGUCAAAGGUGGUCGCAAGGUUCUGCGCGCCCACUCGGUCGGCCUCUUGCCCUUGUCCCCGGCAUCCGCUCACCACGGGUGAGCGAGUUUCAGCCUGGGACUUUUCCGGCACAGCUAGCCGGUGGCGACAGAGCGGACUUCCCUCCCUACAAGCGUCUCCCCUCCAGCGGGCUCCUGUCCUGGGACGCCGAGACACCUGUCGCCAAUUUUUUAAUAUCCAGAUUCCAAGAAUACACUGGAUACUGCUCUAUAAAACCAAGAGGAAGUCAUGAAGAAAUGUUUUAAUUGAGUCUACAGUGAAAAUUAUGGCUACUUCAGCAAAUCUGGAUAUUGGAGCCCAACUGAUAGUGGAAGAGUGUCCCAGCAGUUAUAGUCUAACUGGCAUGCCAGACGUUAAAAUAGAACAUCCACUGGACCCAAAUGCAGAAGAAGGAUCAGCUCAGGGUGUUGCCAUGGGAAUGAAAUUCAUAUUGCCUAACCGAUUCGAUAUGAAUGUGUGUUCUCGAUUUGUGAAGUCCUUAAAUGAAGAGGAUAGUAAAAACAUUCAAGAUCAGGUUAACUCUGACCUGGAGGUGGCAUCUGUCCUAUUUAAAGCUGAAUGCAAUAUCCAUACAUCUCCGUCUCCGGGAAUUCAAGUAAGGCAUGUCUACACCCCCUCUACAACAAAACAUUUCUCACCCAUAAAACAGUCAACUACUUUAACCAACAAACACAGAGGAAAUGAGGUCUCUACCACACCUCUAUUAGCAAAUUCUUUGUCUGUUCACCAGUUGGCUGCUCAGGGAGAGAUGCUCUACCUGGCUACUCGUAUUGAACAAGAAAAUGUUAUCAAUCACACGGAUGAAGAAGGAUUUACUCCUCUGAUGUGGGCUGCAGCACACGGGCAAAUAGCUGUGGUAGAGUUUCUACUUCAGAAUGGUGCUGAUCCCCAACUUUUAGGAAAAGGUCGAGAAAGUGCACUGUCAUUGGCCUGUAGUAAAGGUUAUACAGAUAUUGUCAAAAUGCUGCUUGAUUGUGGAGUUGAUGUGAAUGAAUAUGACUGGAAUGGAGGGACACCUUUGCUUUAUGCUGUACAUGGAAAUCAUGUGAAAUGUGUAAAGAUGCUCUUAGAAAAUGGAGCUGACCCAACAAUUGAAACUGACUCUGGAUAUAAUUCUAUGGAUUUAGCUGUAGCUCUGGGCUAUAGAAGUGUUCAACAGGUUAUUGAAUCACAUUUUUUGAAGCUGCUUCAAAAUAUCAAGGAGUAGACAUAGUCAUCAAAAAUGUCUGCCCUGCCAUUUACUUUUACAAAUGAUAGUUUUGUUUACUUAUAAAUUUUUACCUCAGUUGCAAUAUUUACUGAUUUUUAGUAAGUUUUAAUAAAUAUUUCUCUGAGUAAUUCACUGGUUUAUAAUAAAUUUAAUGUUGAUGCUUUUUUUAUAAAUGUUUUACUGCAUAUUUAAAAGUAUAAAUUAAUGUUUCAUGGUUUGUAAAUUUUUAUGGUACAUAUAGUUAUCUGUCUUUGUAUAAAGUGUUGUAAUUUGACAUUUUCAGAAAUUAUUCUGCCCUAUUCAUCUUCAUUCUUGUACUAUAAACCCACUUAAAAAAUGCUGUUAUUGUUGAAUUUUAAAAGUGCACAGUGUGAUUGUUUACAAAGUGGUAUUAUAAGUAAAUAAAGUACUUUUUAUGUCAGUUUU